CUUCACAUGUGAACGGAUGAAACUCUCUCUCUCCUCUUGGACAUCUCAAGAAUGCUGUUUUUGGGAAUUAUGUCUCGACAAAAGCAGAAUUUGCUGUGGCUGAUGAUCGCCUGUUGUGCUUCAAGCCAGAUAACCUGCUUGAAAAUAAUGAUCAUUGGAGACAAUUUGACAUACUUAAAUAGUUCAACUUGCGCAGCUGUAAACACGACAUGUCGACAAGCUGUUGAAACACUGAUAGGGAAUUUUUGCAUAAUGAAUGUCAAACCAAACACCUCUUCCCAGGGACAAUGCAAAACCUCAAACAAAAUGUACUUUUUCAACAUAACAGACAACUGGGAGAAAUAUGAAGUCAGAAUGAACGAGACGGUUAAAGACAUAAAAAUGUGGUUUUUAAAAAAUGAAUCUGAAUAUUUACCAUCAUCUUUCCUGAAUUCAACAGAUCAUUUUGUGACUUGUCAGACCAACAACACCCCGACAACUGACCCCAUCACCAACAGCUGCAAAGCAAAUAACCUAAGCCCACUAGGUUGUCUGAAAAUCCUUUCUGUCGAUCCUGAAAAGAGAUGUACAAACGCUACAUAUGACAAUGAUAUAUGCAGCGGGAAAAAAGGAAGCAAAUAUGUUCUGCAUUUUAAUGGGAAUGAAUGGAUGUGUGCCAACUGUGUUAAUGAAAGCUCAACUACUGUCAGACCGCCGUCAUUCACCACCACUGACAAUCAAACUACCAGUGUUACAACAGAUGAGACAAUACCAACUCCUACUCUUCCACCACCCGAGAUAACUUAUAAUCUAACAGCAAAUAUUACAACAAGCAAGAGUGAAACUAUUGAACCCUCAAAAGCAUCAGAGACUAUGGAAAAAAUGGACUCCCUGGUGGAAGAGAUGGAAAAAAGCAAUAAAAGCAAUGCAGCGAUUGUGAUGGGGGAUAUUAUUGGUGUUCUCCAAAGACAAGCCAAGAACACAGAAAGCAAAGACAUUCAAAUAUGCUACUCUUCAAAUCAGAACAUGAUGAACGCUGUUGAAAGAAACCUGAAUGCGGACUUUCCCUGGUCUGUAAUCGUUCCCAGCGAGGCCUUUGAUAAAUCACGUCAUGAAAACAAUGGAAGUGCAUUUGUUGGAGUUUUACGGUUCACAAAUAUGGGAAAUAAGAAUGAAACUGUUUUGAACAAUGAGGUUUAUGGAAUAACGAUGGGCGCCAACAUCUCCAACCUUACCAACAAUAUAGAGUUGUUGUUUAAAAAGAAAGAUCUGGUCGGUGAGGCGUCCUGCAGUUCUUGGGAUGGAAAAGGAAAUCUUACAUGGACGACGUCCGGCUGUGAGACAGUAAAAAUCGACAGUAACACCAUAAAGUGCUCAUGUUCACAUCUGACGUUCUUUGCAGUGCUGAUGUCUCCUCCAGAUGUAAAUUCAAACAUCACAGCACCGUAUGUGGAAUCAUUGAGCUUCAUCACUUCCAUCGGCUGUGGCAUCUCCAUGUUUUUUCUGUCCGUCGCUCUGUUCAUGCAUUUCCUGUUACGGAAAGCCAAAUCAAAUCAGGCCACAAAGAUCUUGAUGAACAUGUUUGUGGCUUUGUUUCUCCUGAAUUUAUCCUUUUUGUCAAACGAGAGCGUCGCCAACACAGAAGUCAAGGUUGCGUGUGUCCUCAUAGCGCUGCUCAUGCAUUACUCCAUGCUGACUACAUUCACCUGGUUCUUCAUUCAAGCUCUUCAUAUGUACUUAUGGCUCAUCAGACAGAACAUCACCAUCACAAACUACGUGAGGAAGAUCACCAUGUUUGGCUGGACAUUUUCAGCUCCGAUAGUCGUAGCUGUUGUUUCAUUAGGAGGAUAUAAAACAAUGAUUAUAAACACAACGUCUGGAAAAACCACACAAAUGUGCUGGAUUACAGAUCCUUUAAUUCACUACAUAGUGAACAUUGGCUACUACGCUUUAGUCUUCAUCUUCACGGCAGGAAUCUUCAUCAUGAUCAUCACUAAGAUUGUCCAAGCCCGACACAUAAAAGCAGCUGACGGCAAGAGAAAGACGUUCAGAAAGCAGCUCAUGAUGGUGUUGAGUUUGUUCCUGCUCUUCGGUCUGACGUGGGCUGUGGCGUUCUUCAGUUAUGGAGUGAUGCGCAUUCCCUCAUAUUACAUCUUCACUGUGCUGAACUCAUUUCAGGGGUUUUUCCUUUUCCUGUAUUACUACCACAUUCACAAUGAUGUUGCAGGAAUUUUCUCUGAUGAUCCAGAAAGUUCAGACUCCACCACAACCAUCGUUCAAUCCAGACUUCGUGCUGUGGAGAAUAUUUAUAAUUAGCAUAACUGAGGUUUAAGGUGUUGUUGUCUCAUAGUUUGAUUUUUUUCUUGGCUGAGAUGAGCUGUAAGUAAUGAUUGAUUGUAAUGCGAGACCUAACAAGAUCCGGUACGUGAUCCAAGAUGGCGGCUACUGGCUUCUAGACUGUAAACAACUAUAUGAUCGAGAUUCACUUAUCUAUUUUUCUUCUUUCUCUCUUUCUCUCUCGAGUGCAAGCUGUGAGUGAGUGGACGGAGCGUGGAGUGUGUGUUGGAGUGAGCUCUACGGUGUGUCGUCAGUCAGUGUGCACUGAUCGCUAUGGCGGCGUCUCAGCAAGUGAGUUUGGGAAGUUUAACGUGGCGGCAUUUCGUUAAGGUUGUGCCCGCAGAGCGUCGCUCUGUUGAGAACUGUGUCCUCGCUGUUGCUGCUGUUGUUGUUCAUGAUUGCAUUCUUUCUGCAUCUAGAAUGAAUAGCACAAUAGUGAUGUUUUUGAACAAUGUUGAUAAAGCGAAUGAAGCCGUAGAGACCGUUGUGAAUGACUCCCUUACUCUGGUAGAGUAAUAGAGAAAUAUUGUCAAAUGCCCCGCUGUUUAUUAAACAUGAAGUGAUUGAAAGGGAACUGUCGAGACACGGAAAGCUUGUGUCAAAAAUUAAGAAAAUCUCACUUGGUUGUAAAUCGCCACAGUUGAAACAUGUUGUAUCAUUUGGAGGCAGGUGCAUAUGAUCUUAAAAAAUCAAAAUGAGCAUUUUCUUGUUAUUUUUGCUACCUGAGAGUCAAUAAAGUGUUUUGGUUGUGGACGAGAGGGUCACGUGACAUGCGUGCACCCUGAGAAGAGUGUAUUUUAAACACAGACAUUAAAAAGGAAAACUAAGGGCAAAGGAAAAGAUAAAAUGUCUAGUAAAAAGCUACUGGAAUAGUUGUUGGUGAUGCAAGGGAAGUGGACUCUGCUGUGGACAGAGAUUGUGAGUCAUCAGAUCUGUCUGCAGCGCUUACACAUUGGACAAAAUCAAAGAGUUUCUUCAGACAACAAAAGGCAUGAAGGGUGUGAAUGUAGAGGAUUACUUUCCAGAUCGUGAGUUGUUUAUAAAUUCAACAACAAGAAGUCUUUAGGUUGAAAAAAAUUGUCCAGAAAUGUACUGAAUGAUGAAUUUGAAUCAGUCUAGCUUCAAAGUUUGAAAAAAUGGUUUUAGUUUUUAUAAAUGUGUAUGCUCCUGUUGUUGGUCCUGAAAGGGUUGUUCUUUUUGAUAAACUGUCAAACUGUAAAAAGGAAGAGUUUGUGUUUAUAGGAGGGGAUUUUAAUUGUACAGCGAAUGAUACAAUGGACAGGAAUCAUAAAGAGCCACAUCUAGCUUCUCAACAUGCUACAGGAAAGCUCAUGGCAGAACAUGAUUUGUGUGCUAUAUGGAGAACUUUAUAUAAAGAACAAAGGCAGUACACAUGGGCUCAAACAAGAGAAAAAAAUAUUUCUAUGGCUAGAUUGGAUAGGCUCUAUUGUUUUAAAUACCAUUUUCAUGUUAUCAAGAAAUGUGAGAUUUUGCCUAGUGGGUUUUCUGAUCACAGUUUAGUGAUCUAUAGUAUUUUCAUUACUAAUUUAAAGUGUAAGAGUGCUUACUGGCAUUUUAAUACUUCUUUGCUACAAGAUAUUUUUUUUUAAAGAUGCUUUUAGUUUUUUUGGAAACAAUUUAGUUCUAGGAAAAAAGAUUUUACUUCCCUACAGCAAUGGUGGGAUCAUGGGAAAAAAAAGAGAUACAUCAGCUGUGCAGUCAGUACACUCUUAAUGUAUCCAAGGUCAUCUCCGAGUCAGUGAAAACCCUAGAGAUUGAAAUAGUGGAACUUCAGAAUUUGGUAGAGGCCACAGGAAAUCGAGGACAUAUUGAGCUCCUCAAAGUUAAAAGAAGGACUCUGGAUAACCUGUUAGGCAUCAGAGCACAGGGAGCUUUGAUCUGCUCGUGUUUUCAGAGUGCAGUAGAGAUGGGUGGUCUAACUAAAUUCUUCUUUGGUUUGGAAAAGAAGAAUGGUCAAAGCAGAUUUAUAAAUUCUUUAUACUCAUUGGAUGGCAUAGAAAUGGUAGAGCCUAAAGAAAUUAGAAAAAGAGCAUUUUUUAUUCUGAGCUUUACAAGUGUGAACAUACAGAUGCAGAAGAGCUGGCCAGUUCUUUUUAUAUGGGUUUUCCUAAAGUACCACAUAAGACCCAUUCUUGGCUCAAGAGAACGCUUUCAGUAUCUGAGCAGCAUGUUGCUCUGUGGAGCAUGGAUUGCGGUAAGGCCCCUGGAAUUGAUGGUCUACCAACUGAAUUUUAUAACAUGUUUUGGUCAGUGCUGGGGGCUGAUUUGCUGUCUGUGCUCAUUGAUAGUCUGGCCGGAGGGUUGCUACCUUUGAGCUGCAGGAGGGCUGUCAUUACCCAAAUAAGGUGAUUUAAAAGAGAUAAAGAACUGGCGCCCUGUUUCACUCUUGUGCUCUGAUUUAAAGCUCUUUUCUAAAGCUUUGGCCAUUAGGUUGAGGGGGGUAGUUUGGCAGGUUAUUCAUCGUGAUCAAACAUACUGUGAGUCUAACAGGUCUAUUUCAGAUAAUAUUUAGCUAAUUCUGGAUAUUUUGGAUGUCUCUAGGCUAUUGGACAUAGACAUUGGUCUCAUUUCUUUAGAUCAGGAAAAGGCAUUUGACCGGGUUGAGCACAGCGGCGCACACUAGAGGAGUUUGGGUUUAGCUCUGGUUUUAUUGCCAUGAUUAGGGUUUUGUACCAGGAUGUUGAGAGUGUACUGAAAAUUAAUAAUGGUCUGAGUGCUCCUUUAAAAUUCAUAGAGGUAUUAGACAAGGCUGUGCUCUUUCUGGAAUGUUGUAUGCUCUUGCCAUUGGUUAAGAUCAGAGAAAGCAUUGAAGGUUGGACCAUACCUUGCUCUGGAGCAAAUUUGUUGUCUGCUUAUGCAGAUUAUAUUAUUGUUCUGGUUAAAGGGCAAAGUGAUACUGAUCUUCUUAAAGAAAUUUUUAACAAUUUUGGUAUAAUUUCCUCUACCAAGGUUAAUUGGUCAAAAAGUGAAGCCAUAGCAAGUGGUAAAUGGCCCCAUGGUCUUCCUAAACUAUCAGGUCCUGGAAAAGGGAUGGGUUAAAAUAUUUAGGAGUAUAUGUUGGCAACGAUUCAAUGUUAAGGAAAAAUUGUGAAGAAGUUCUAGAAAAUGUAAAAGGGCGACUGGAAAAAUGGAAAUGGCUUUUGCCAAAAAUGUCUUUUAGAGGGAGGGUUAUAAUAAUUAAUAACCUGUAGCUUCAGCUUUGUGGCAUCGUUUGGCCUGCAUUGAUCCUCCAAAUGGACGUUUUAGUACAAUUCAAGCCAGUCUGGUGGACUUUUUUUGGAGCACUUUACAUUGGAUACUUUUUUUACCCAGAGAUGGAGGAGGACAAGGAUCCAUUUGCCCAGCAGAGGGGCAGCCUUUCGACUUUUUAUUCAAAGGUACCUCACAGGACCUAAGGAUUUGGCUUUGUUUUUGAUUUGCUCCAUUUUAUAAGGGACUUUUAAAGUUUGGGACUUACCUACAAAGGUUGGAGACAAACCUCUUGCACAUGGAGCUCGGUUUGAUGUUACUUGUGAAGUUACACCCGGACUGCUUCAUUGUUUAGUUUCCGCUAAGAUAUUAAAACUGCAUCAUUUGUUGGAUGUUGCUGGUCCAGGUUUAAACAAUGCUCAGUCCUCGGCCUCACAUCUAAGUGUGUGGUCGGUACGGCAAGUAGAAAAAAGUUCUUUACAUUUUUAAACAGAAACUCACAGAUGAAGAAAAUAAUAUGUUAAUUGACUUUUAUAAUGAGAAACUGGUUCCUAAUAAUACAGAUCCCUUUCCAAGUAUUUUUUUAGUCCCAGUCUCAAAGAACUGUUUGGACCUUUUCUGGACCUGAGGAGGCUAGAAGAGUUAAGUUUGCAGGAUGUUCAAAGUAAAGUUUUAUAUAAAUGUCUUGUAAAAGUUUUAAAUAAAGCAACUUUGAAAGAACGUAGUGUUACAGUGUAGAGAGAGAGAUGGGGACUUUGAUAUGAUAUUCACUGUCAGAGUUUUACACGGUACAGUUGCUGUAAAUGCAUUUGUAAGUGUUAUUAAUCCCAAUACAUCAAGUAAUUGUCCUUUUCGUAAAAUGAGGGAGACAGUUUUUCACUGUUUUUUAGAAUGUUCAAGAUUGUAUGACUUUGUUUUGUUUUCUUGAUAUUCUUUUCAUGAAUUCUGGGGAGACUUUUUUUCUUCUAAGAUUUUCUAUUCUUGGCCCCAAGUAUAGUGUGGCGCAAAGAAUAAAAAGUCAUUUGUUGAAUUUUUUAAUUGGGCAAGCCAAAUCUGCUCUUCACAUAACCAGGAAAAACAAAAUAGAGCGUAGAGAAGGACGUGGUUAUUGUUUUAAAAAAUCUGGUAAAAGCAAGGGUUAUGCUUGAUUUCAAGUUUUAUAAAAUGAUGAAUGAUUUAGAAAGUUUUUUGCAUAAAUGGUGUUUUAAUGAAGCUAUUUGCACAGUUGUAGAAUAAAUUUUGAUCUUUACUACCAUGUUACAAUAAGCUUUGGUCUUCUGCACCUCAUUUUUCUUUUUUUUUUCUUUUUUGGAUAAUGUGAUUUGGUGUUCUGCUGACUUUUUUAAUGAUUUAAAUAAAGUGUGUUGAAAGCUCUCUUUUUUUCUUUCUUUUUUUUUUUUGUACUUUCUCCCAUUUCAAAACUGGACUAUAAUGUUUUAUAACCUGCAUCACCUUGAGGAAUAUACUGACGCACACUACAACAGAUUCUGCAGCACCAAGAACAUUGUUGUGGCCAAGCGGCCACUUGGGAUUUCGAAGAAGCAGAAAGGUCAUUUUAUAAAGACUCAUGGUUAAAGAGAAAACCAAAGUUUAUUAACCGACUUCAUGGGCAUGCCUCCAACAAUCAACAAGUUCACCAACACAAGGAGGGGCCAGCCAGGAGGGGGCACUGAUGCUCUACUCUUUUUAACACAUAUGUAACAGAUUGUCAUAAAUACAAUCUUCCUUAAUAAACAAUGUAUGCCAGAUGGCAUUUAUACAAACUCAAUAUUCCCGAAAAAUAUAUUUCUAUAUGUUUCUUAACAAUAAAUACACCACAAACAGGACGACCAGACAACAAAAAAUGUAACGCUAAUACCACUCCAAGAGACCCCAUCCCAAUCCACUCUCCAGCCCAGUUACAACACUAUCCACAUCACCUAAACCACCAUGCUGCAGAGAGGUAAUCAACAUUCUGCUCUCCACUGAAAAUAAACUUUCUGGACUUGAUUCCAGGAUUGCACUGAUUGAAGUCAGCUUGGAAUUCAGCCAAGAACAGACAGACACUCUCACCAAAGAAAAUAUAUUUUUUAAAGCACUCUGUUCACACAUCAACUCACCUCUGUUGUCACAGAAAACAAAGCCAUGAAAGAGAGCAUUCUAGAAUUGUAAACAGACAAUUUAGUUUUCAUGGGCGUCCCGGAACAAACUCCAGACAACCUUGAAAAAUUAGUCAAUGACUUUAUGAUAAAACAAC
Molecule: messenger RNA, 7762 nt
Organism: Ctenopharyngodon idella (grass carp)
Lineage: Eukaryota; Metazoa; Chordata; Actinopteri; Cypriniformes; Xenocyprididae
Product: adhesion G-protein coupled receptor G2-like
Exons: 18
Coding region: 52-2295 (747 amino acids)
Biological process (GO): cell surface receptor signaling pathway; adenylate cyclase-activating G protein-coupled receptor signaling pathway
Cellular component (GO): membrane
Molecular function (GO): G protein-coupled receptor activity
Source: RefSeq, a predicted model, not a curated record